Molecule: messenger RNA, 1008 nt
Organism: Labrus bergylta (ballan wrasse)
Lineage: Eukaryota; Metazoa; Chordata; Actinopteri; Labriformes; Labridae
Source: RefSeq, a predicted model, not a curated record
CUCCUCUGCCGGGCUUCUCGCUCCAAUCGAGAGAGCUCUUCCCAAAACUUUCCGUGCCAGCAGGGCUUCCUGAAGCUUCUGUAUUCUUCUGUGUGUAGCUCAAGGGGGCGACAGCAGAAACCAAAUGGAGGACGUGUGAAAUAUGUACAAAUAAAAACAUGGUAGUGGUGACCGAGCAGGCGGACGGACCCCUCCUCACUCCGUUACUGUCCCCGCAGCAGCAACUCGUGAACAGGGACUCCCGAGGGACGAGGCCCGCGUCUGAAGGGUCUGAGAAUGGAGGGGAGAAGAGACAGGGGAGGAGAGGAGGGUCACCUGCAGGCCUCCAGCUGUGUCUGGACCCAGAUUCAGAGCCUCCAGAGAGCAGGAGGAAACCAGUAGGCAUGAGAUUAAAACCUGUGGAGCAGCUUUCACCGGUGCAGAGUCCCAGUGACUAUGAGACCAAGUCUGACAGGAAGAAAGGCCAGUCCAGCCACAUAUCUAAGACAAACACACACUAUCACAAGUUAUUUAAGGAGGUCAGCAAAGACGAGACCCUCAAACAGAGCUACACGUGCGCCCUGCAGAGAGACAUUUUAUAUCAGGGCAAAAUGUUCGUCUCUGAUAACUGGAUCUGUUUCCACUCCAAAGUCUUCGGCAGAGACACCAAGGUAUCUCCUCAUUUCCAUCCCGUGGUGUCGGUAACGUUCAUCAAAAAGACUAAAACGGCUCUGUUGGUGCCGAACGCCCUCGUGAUCGAAACGACGAGUUAUCAGCAUGUCUUUGUGUCUUUCCUGUCUCGAAACACCACCUACAAACUUCUGAGGACCAUCUGCAUCCACCUGGAGGUGGAGAAGACAUGCAGCAGCCCCACUAAUUCCUCGUGCGAGAACAGCUUCAGGGUGGAUUGUCCGUCGACGCUUCCUCUGGACUUCUCCGACCUGGACGGGGUCGUUCAGCAGAGACGGCAGGAGAUGAUGGAGAGCAGCAGCUCCGGCUCGCAGACUCCAGACUACGACAAGAUCACAG